AUGGCAAGUCCAUCUCAAAACGACGUUUCAGCUGCGUCUGAACCCCAGCCGGUUCAGUUGCGAGCCGGUGCGGUGCGUUCUCGAGCGAAACAUCGUGCUUCUCUGGCCUGCGUUCAGUGCCGCCAAAAGCACACUCGGUGCGAUGGAGUCCUUCCAGCUUGCUUCCGAUGUAAGAACGACGCGAGGAAGUGCGUCUAUGCCGAAUCACGCCGAGGAAUCCGAGAUCCAAACAAGCGGAUGAGGAUGAAGGAGAAGGCCAUGAAGGCCGACCGAGAUGAAGCAUCCGACAGCACGCCAUCACCCAACUUUCCGGGCUUCGAUAUCCCCUCCCAUGUCAUCCAGAGACUCCCUGCUGGCUGGACACACCGAGAGGCACAGAAUCCUCGUGCCGUUAAGGGUCUGUUCGACCUUUACUACACCAAUUUCCACCCCACCCACUCCUGGUUGCCCCCGAAGAAGACUCUCAGUCGCCUCAUUGAGACAAUUCCAGAUGACUUCAAGUUCACCAUGACUAUGAUUCUCUACGUGGGAUCCAAGUAUGCCGACAACGUGGACAGCACAUCACUACGCAAUGACGCCUACGAGAUGGCUUCAGGGGAGUUGCCCGAGACAGUCUGGUCUGUCCAAGCGCUACUAUGCAUGUGCAUUGCUGCCUUUGGAGAGAAACAUGACGACUACUGCAGUCUGUGGUUUGACCGGACCCGUGACCUGGCUCUUAGGCUAGGGCUCCAACACAAGAGCUUCGCCGAUGCGGAGGAGGACCCUAUUCUGGCCGAAUCGUAUCGAAGAACAUACUGGGCGUUGUAUACACAGGGAUCACUGAGGACAGUCCGGGAACAUCUUGGUCAUUGGCAACUCUACCAUACGGAGGCAACAACAGAACUUCCAUGCGAAGAGUGGGAAUAUGAAUCGGGUGAAAUUCCAAUUCCAGUAACUCUGGAGGACUACGACAAGGCGGGACCCUCGAGACAAUACUCUUCAUGGGCAUAUUUUGUGGACCUGAUUCGCAUCUGUGGCUCAUGUGUUGUGCCUCUCCUCAAUGUUGGGGAGGUGGCAUUUUCAGAGGCCAUGGACAAUGCAAACCUUCGAGUCGAGUCGUGGAUAUUGCAGAUGCCUCAGUGGAAGAAAGAUAUUGUCGACACAGAUGGUACGGUUGACAUGAUAUUGUACCACGCGCUAGGGGUUGCUUAUGGUCUUCAGAUUCGGAUGCAACUCCACUACAAGGGCGUGAAGCCUCAGGACGGCGCUCGAGAGGUUGCCAACAAGGGUUUCUCUGUGCUCAGCAGUUCGCCUUCCCCUCCUGCAAGCGUGGCCAUGGGGUCCAACGCUCGGCUGCCUGGAUCAGCAGCUGUUCAGGCAUCACUACACCUCGUGUCAUUGUUCAACCUCCAUCUCCCACCAGAGAAACUUUCUCCAUCUUGCAUCUUGGGCCUUGAGCGGGCUGCUCUACCACUUUUCGAUGCCUUGCUCUAUGGACAGGGGCGGCCGGUUUACAAGGUCAAGAUCUCGCUUUUGGUGAGUGUGCUAAGAAAUGCGGGAAAAUUCUGGCCCAGGUCGAAAGCAGUCUCAGAAGAGAUUGAAGAAGCAAUGAGGGAGGCAGCAGAUAUUAUCGAGGCUGCUGAGCCCGAUAUGCUCGACUCGCCUAGUAUGGACGAGGAAGAUCCACCCAGCGAGUUUGCGCCUCCAGUAUUUGCGACGAUGGAUCAGAUGGAUGCUUGGGCACAGGUACAACCACAAGCUACGAAUGUGGAAGCAACAACUGAGGAGCCAACACUGGAGGUGCAUGGUGUUCCACCCUCGGGCCCUGGGGAGAUGACGCUUAGCAUGGAAACUGCUCCGCUUCCAAUGAUGGAGAAUAUGACACUAGGUACAGAGGUUACAUCAUUCCCGGAAACUGAUGAGGCAACACUGGGUACAGAGGCCACUCCAUUCCCAAAGGCUGAGGAGGUUACGAUGGGCAUGGAUGCUAUUCCGGCGGCACCUUUCCCUCCGGCGGAACCGGGGCCCUCGGAUAUGGAAACUCAUCCAGGGAUGCCGAUGUCAUAUGUGAAGACUGAGGACCAGUGGUUUUAG
Fusarium keratoplasticum is the source of this 2073-nucleotide messenger RNA. RefSeq lists its product as uncharacterized. Gene Ontology annotation, biological process: DNA-templated transcription; regulation of DNA-templated transcription. Bases 1 to 2073 code for a protein of 690 amino acids. The record is from RefSeq and is a predicted model, not a curated record. NCBI's taxonomy places the organism in Eukaryota, Fungi, Ascomycota, Sordariomycetes, Hypocreales, Nectriaceae. The transcript is spliced from 4 exons. Gene Ontology annotation, molecular function: zinc ion binding; DNA-binding transcription factor activity, RNA polymerase II-specific; DNA binding.